Humulus lupulus (European hop) is the source of this 1409-nucleotide messenger RNA. RefSeq lists its product as uncharacterized. The transcript is spliced from 4 exons. NCBI's taxonomy places the organism in Eukaryota, Viridiplantae, Streptophyta, Magnoliopsida, Rosales, Cannabaceae. The record is from RefSeq and is a predicted model, not a curated record. Bases 638 to 1249 code for a protein of 203 amino acids.
CAUUUCCCAUCGGCCAAACAGACAUCCUAAAACCCUAACUUUCCCCCUACCCAUUCCUUCUUGCCUCUUUUCCAUGGAACCACUAUUGUUAGCUUCUCUUUUAACCCUACUUGCCUUAUGAACGAACUCUUUCUGAAAUGUUGUCCGACCAGCAGAGAAGUUGGUUGCGUUUACUACUCAGUAUGAUAUUCCUCCUUGUUACAUAAACUCUCUCAAGAGAUAUAUUUGUUUGGUUUGAAUGUAUGUAUUUGUGCCCAUAAUUUUUUUUUUUGAGGUUUUGUUUGGUUUCCAAGAAAAUAUUGGAAAAGAUAUAACAAUGAUUUGAGCUUCUCAGUUUACUUGGUUUGAAUUUGAAUAAAUUAUGUCCUUUUUUUUUUUUUGUGUCUAGAGUAUGUAAAAUAGACGGAAGAGCAAUUAUAUUUAUAUAUAUACACACACAAGUAAACAACACUACAAGAAUAUUAGCUUCCCAAAUUGAUGUGUUUACAACCUAAGAAGGAGUGAAAGAAAAACACUGAAUAAAAAAGUUAUUUUCGUCAUUAAUCUCCUGCCCUCUCUUUAUGUUUUCAGUUCUAAAGAUAUUUUUUUAUUUUUAAUAAAUAAAGCCAAAUUCUUGAUCUCUUUCUUGUCUUGUCCUAUGCAUAUCUCUAGUUCAGCACGUGAAAAUGUCUUACCAACUCUCUUUCAUAUUGUGACUUUCCAUUUCUUUAGCUUCUUCAUACUCAAGUGCUCUGCUGCUAUCUAUCGUCCUUUUGGCAAAACUGUCACAUUUAUCUAUUCUUCCAACACGUUUUCCCGUAUUCACUAUUUUUUUGCUACGUACGGUCUCCAAACUCAAUCCCUGCUUCGGUCUCCUCCAUCCCUCAAAUCUCAUCUCUCUCUCUCGUCUUUCUCUAUCUCUUUGUCAAUCUGUUUCCAGCCGUUGGGCUUCUCGAAUUCGCUCUUCUCUUCGGUCUUGGCAAGCCAAAUUGUUGGGGUUUUUUCAAUUCGAGGCCUCACUCCCUCCACCUUGGUCUCGAUCUCGGCUCAGUCUCUCAAUCUCAUCCACCACACGGCAUCGUUUCCCACCUCCCUUCCUCACUUAGUCACUGACCAGUUCACGACUUGGGUUACCUCAGCUACAUUAGCUUUCACCAGGUGCACACACCAAGCUAUUCCUUUUUCUUUUAUUAUGAAAGAAACACCUUCACCACAGAGGAAUGUACCCAAUGGGCUCUUCCAUAUCAAAUAUUUCUUUAUCCCAAAAUAGUUAGAUAAUCAGAAUCCAGUCUCGAUACUCAUCCAUCUUUGCCUUCGAAUGAGCACCAUAUAAGUUUUAAAUAUUACUAUUUGAUUAGAACCCUAUUUUACUCUUAAAUAUAUAUAUAUAUAUAUUAAGAGAAAAUAUAAACAAGGAAAAAUUAUGUAUA